AUGGAUGCUCAGCCUGAAAGUGGGUGGCACACAGACCCCGAGAACCCAAUGCUGGGUCCAGAUGGUAAACUACGCGAUGCUGCCGACAAACCAGACCAAUUCGUCUUCAGUCCUUCGGAUGCUUUGCCACACGGUCCACACCCACCCCCUAAUUCUGGGGCUUAUAAUCCAGAUGAUGACCUACCUACUGCUCAUCAGACAUUGCAAAGGCCAAAGUGGGUUGUAAAGCAGGUUACUUGCGAAAAUCCAGUUGAAGCUUUCGAACAGCAAAAACUUGCCAACAAAACCAAAAAUCGGCCUAAUGCUUCGCAGAACAAGGAUGUCGGUGUUGCUCAGCGAACCCUGGAAGCACUCUUGGAGGAAUGCUGCUUCCGGGGGUCCAUCCACAUCGGACUAAGAGCAACAGUGCAGUCCAAAGAAGCGGAACAAGUCCAGCUGGGGGAAAAAAGCGAAAGCUUUGAAGGACCAGUGCCAGCACCCAGGCCCGAAGUUGAUUCGGAUGGAAUGGACGCAGAUGGGGAUGAUGAGGUUGCACCUGGGGCUGAUGAGGAUCAGGAAAAAUUCGCAUCAGAAGAUGUGCAUGUUUCCCAAGCAAUCCAACAGACCCAGAAAGCAUGGCAGACACGAGACCUUGAAACAGUGUUCACCGACGUUGUUCAUGAGGCUGGGAAAGAAAGUUAUCGGAUAUGUUGGGUGUGCCAAUCUGCUUACAACAAAGGGGAUCGUUCAAGACUGUUGACACCGCAUUUCUCAGCUAGUUCUGCAUCAAGCACACUCUGCAAGCAUAUUGGAACGCACAAAAACGGAUCACCAACUUCUAUUGCAGAGGAACCACUACCUUCCUAUUACGGAAGAACAUCGGCCUCAAAAUCUGAGGCCAAAAAGUCCCCUGAAAGCGACCCAGUAGCCCCCUUACAAGGCUAUUAUGCCAAUGGGCACUGGUCUGAGAAGGGGCUAGGAGUCGGGUACCUAUGGAUGUACCUCCAUCAAACGGAUGUAGUUCCCCAGUACCCCGGUGCCUCUCGUCCCACUCUCGUAAAAAUGGAGGCACACCAGAAAUUGGUUCCCUCCCACGCCGCAGGUGCACGUACUACCCCUCCCCCACCACCUAGCCCAACCCACCACGCACUGCAAAACACUCCAAUGGUGACCAGCACGUUCGAUGUGGAUAUGAUAGCUCACACCCUCAGGAAUGACCCCAUCCCCGGGGCAAACCCCCAAUUCACUAUGCUCCCUAUAUCACUCAGCAACCACAUGUGCCCCCCCGUUACCACACCUCCCUGCCCCCAGGCUCUCACAAGUUCUACAUCUGAAACUCUGAAACGCCUCCGGUCCCCGGAAUCUGCAAAAAUCCAAGGCCCUACUCUUGCCCCACCCCAUGUUAUGUUCCGGGUCCCUGCUAACACUGACGACCCUUUCCUUGCAAACUACAAUACCCCAGUAGCCACAACUAUACCCGCUAACAUCCACCCAAAUCCGGCUACAACUGAUACCAACAGCUCAACUGACCCCCCCCGUUUAACUCGCUCCCCUGCGCCCACGGACGCCCCUGCACAGGCCACUGCCACCACUCUGAGACCCCUAGAUGACAACCCAGAUUAUAACUACAUCGACCUCACGGGAGAGCUGGCCAACUUCCGUGCCCACGGAGCCCGCCCAGCUCGCAUCCUAGCAAACAUCAACGAAACCCACUUCAACCAGUGGAUUACGACUCCGAGAGCAAUCCUGAUCUACCCCCUUGAUGCUAAACAUAGUCCUGAGAAUGACCACAAAAUGAGGAAUGACCUCACAAUCUUCCUAACCAGAGCCUUCCCCUUAUCCACCCCCUUCAUCAAGGUCUGCCCCCCAUUGCCAAAGGAUAUGACCUGCGGGGGCACCCUGGGGCUUCCUAAUCGAAGGUCUCCACCCCUCCCAUGCCCACCUUCUGGUGACCAGACACCUCUGGAUGAGCCGCUCUAUCUGCUUUAUCGCCAUUGA
Molecule: messenger RNA, 1977 nt
Organism: Cantharellus anzutake
Lineage: Eukaryota; Fungi; Basidiomycota; Agaricomycetes; Cantharellales; Hydnaceae
Exons: 7
Coding region: 1-1977 (658 amino acids)
Source: RefSeq, a predicted model, not a curated record